GCACAUUCCCCAUUCCCCUUAUCCGAAGGCGGCUCCUCUCUUUCCCCUCUGUAAAACCCCUCACGCAGACAGCGGCCAUGGCGAUGGCGUCGCCGCCAGCCUGCUCCCUCCUCCUCCCGGCCAUUUCCUCCGCGCCGGCCUACGCUAGUGUCCCACGAGCGCCCCGGUUCCUCACCUGCCCCCGCGCUGUAACAGCCCACCGACCCCUUCCCACGGCCUCCUCUCCUAAGGUCGCGGCGCCCGCCGCCGUCGAGAUCCCAGAGGAGUACGCGGAUGAUGUCGAAGCGGUGAACAUUGCGGUGGACGUCACUCAGCUAAUUGGAAAGACCCCAAUGGUAUAUCUAAAUAAUGUUGUCGAAGGUUGUGUCGCUAAUAUUGCCGCAAAGCUUGAGUACAUGGGACCUUGCCGAAGCGUCAAAGACAGGAUUGCAUUAAGCAUGAUUAGUGAUGCAGAAGAGAAAGGAUUAAUUUCUCCAAACAAGACCAUUUUGGUAGAACCAACUACUGGGAAUACUGGUAUAGGACUAGCUGCAGUAGCUGCUGCUAGAGGAUACAAAAUGAUAGCAACUAUGCCUUCAUCGAUAGAUGUUGAGAGACGCAUCCUUGUACGCGCAUUUGGAGCAGAUAUUGUGUUAACUGAUCCUACAAUAGGACUAAAAGGAGCUGUUGACAAAGCUGAGGAAAUAGUUUCGAAGACACCGAAUGCGUACAUGUUUCAGCAAUUCAACAAUCCAGCUAACAGUGAGAUCCACUUUCAAACCACAGGCCCAGAAAUAUGGGAGGACACACUGGGUACUGUUGACAUACUUGUUGCGAGCAUUGGGACUGGUGGCACUAUCACCGGCACUGGGCGCUACUUAAAAAUGAUGAAUAGAGAUAUUAAGGUCAUCGGGGUAGAACCUGCUGAAACUAGUGUGAUUUCUGGCGACAAGCCAGGUUAUAUUCCAAGCAUACUAGAUGUUCAGCUCCUUGAUGAGGUUGUGAAGGUUACCACUGCGGAGGCAGUUGAUGUUGCGAGGCUACUUGCACUAAAAGAGGGCUUGCUGGUUGGCAUUUCGUCAGGUGCUGCAGCAAUUGCUGCUAUAAACGUGGCCAAAAGACCUGAAAAUGCUGGAAAGCUGAUUGCGGUUAUCUUCCCCAGCUUUGGAGAAAGAUACAUCUCUAGCAUUUUGUUCCGGCCGAUAUACAACUCCGUUCGAAGGAUGAGGAAGAGAUGACUAACUUCACCCACUCCAAGAAAGACGAAUCCGACAGGCUUCCACAGCAUGACAAACAUAACACAUCAAGCAGGGCUGAGGUGUGGAAUGCUCCGGCAGCAGAAGGGCGCGGGUCGUAGAAAAAGUUUGAAAUAGGGGCGGAGUUGCUGCCGAGUGGGCUGCAGGACUGCAUCAACUUGGUUCCAUAAAAACCCGAGGGAAGGGAAAAUCAUGAGUUGUUGUAUACUGUAUUAUCUGCCUCGAACGUUUGGAACUCGGUGAAACAUGCAGAGCUAGAUGCAGUAGUUCGCUUAGGAUCUUUGUUUGAGUAGUCUAGGGCCUGGAACAAAACAGACUUGUCAUCUGAUAUUUGCCUGAUCUUACUAAAUGGUCUCCUAUCCUAGUUGGUGAUUGGUUCGUUCA
Messenger RNA from Aegilops tauschii subsp. strangulata, 1619 nucleotides. Its product is annotated as cysteine synthase. Gene Ontology annotation, molecular function: cysteine synthase activity. The record is from RefSeq and is a predicted model, not a curated record. Lineage: Eukaryota; Viridiplantae; Streptophyta; Magnoliopsida; Poales; Poaceae.